This is a messenger RNA of Physella acuta, 1988 nucleotides long. RefSeq names its product protein cornichon homolog 1. Gene Ontology annotation, biological process: vesicle-mediated transport. The record is from RefSeq and is a predicted model, not a curated record. NCBI's taxonomy places the organism in Eukaryota, Metazoa, Mollusca, Gastropoda, Physidae.
CAAGAUAAGUGCUUUUCGAUACCGCAAAAUGGCGUUCACGUUCGCAGCCUUUUGCUAUAUUCUUGCUCUGAUUCUUACGGCUGUGCUGAUAUUUUUCGUAAUUUAUCAUAUCAUAGCAUUUGAUGAACUGAAAACUGACUAUAAAAAUCCAAUUGAUCAGUGCAAUAGUUUGAAUCCUCUUGUGAUUCCAGAAUAUGCCAUCCACAUCUUCUUUACACUAUUAUUUUUGUUUGCUGCACAAUAUGGUACUGUGCUGUUCAACAUGCCAUUGAUUGUCUACCAUAUUAGAAGGUACUUGAAUCGUCCUGUCAUGAGUGGUUUAGGGCUGUAUGACCCCACAUCAAUAAUGAAUGCUGAUGAACUCGGUCGUGCUCAAAAAGAAGGUUGGGUCAAGCUUGGAUUCUACCUCAUCUCCUUUUUCUACUAUUUAUACAGCAUGAUCUACGUGCUGGUGUCAUCAUGAUCCACCAAUGGAAUGGCAGUGUCUUGUACAAAGUGGAUGUGUGUUCUGGCUGUUGUUUCCUGAUUCAACUUUUUUAUUUAGCAAUAAGUCAUUUUACCCUAUUCUUAUUUUUGUGCCAAGUUAAAUGCUGCUUGUUACUGAACACUUUAAAUUUACCUUUUGUAACCAAAUACAACGGUAAACAAACAUGCAAAUGAAUUGAGCUUGCUUGGAAAAAAAACUAACUUAUGUUACAUUAUUUAUCAUUUUUUUAAAAAAUGUGUUAAAAAUUAAAGAAAUAAACCUACCGUCUGCCAUUAAAUCUAGUUGACCACAUUGGAAGCUAAUGUGAAAUGACAUACAUGUGUGUUAAGAUAUUUUGAUGUGUGUUGUUGCACCAUGGUUAUCUACCUUUACUUAUCACAUCCACAUUGUCAAAUCACUUGUUGUGUUAAAAUAACUAUCAUUUACUUUGUUUUUACUUUUGUUUUUAGUAUUCAUGGGGUUUUUUUAAAAGAAGGGGGGGGGGAGUAGAAUAAAAGUUAAGACCAGGAGGUCAGAAUAACGAUAAAAUUCCUUAUAAAAAUACAUUUUUAUUGUAUAAUAUUGCAACCAAAGAUUUUCAUUUAGAAAGACAUUCUUUAAAUUGAGUAGAUCAACUUGCCAGUAAGGAAACAAUAGGCUUGCUCCUUUAUAUACAUUUUUCAGAAUUUUAAGAUAUUUUAUUAGCCAGUAAAGAUAUAUACUCUUUCAACCAACCUAUUAGAAGGUAGGCCCAUGAGACCUUCCUACCACACUAGAAUUGUUUAGAGAAAUGUCCUGUCACUUCAUCAUCAUCCACAUGUUCAAUCAUAUUGGUACAGUCUUCAUUCUUGUACUUAGAUAUGUGAUACAUUAUGAUGGUAAUGUAAUACAAACAGAUGGUAUUUGUGUCUAAUCUGAGGUAAAUGUGAAUGUCACAUUACAGUCUACCUAAUGCUGAGUUUCUAUUAGUUUCACCAGGCACAGUUCCCCUGGCUAGGUCAGGCUGAAGUAUAAAAUACUUGGUUUUUCUUUUACUAUAUACAGAAUUUGUUUCAUUUAUUAUUACAUCCAUCUCACUAUAGCUUACUAAUGCCAGUACAAGAAAUAUUAUAGUUUGAUUUUCCGUUACUGCAACAACAAUAAAAGUUAUGCAUUUCUUCUUAAUAUGAUAAAUGUUAUAAAAAUGCAAACAUUGUGUAAUUUAGCUUUGCAUUGAAAUUUUAAGUGUUGAUUAAUUUUUCAAUUUAAAUGUUGUAAACUCACUGAACAGAUUUUAUAAUUUCAUAUUGAACAAAGUAAGGUAAUCUAUGUACAUAUGCUUGAGUUUGUCACUCUGUGUUACCAUUCAUACCUUUAGUAUGCUUUAGAAGACAUCCCAAUGGCUGUUGUCAGUCAUGAUAUCAACUGCCAGAUGCUUUUUAAAUAAUAAAACAAGUGCAGCGUUAUACAGUGCCGGUAGUUGUCUAUCCCAUUGUUGUUUUUUCUAAUUUAAAGUUUUCUAAAUAAAAGGCUAAAAAGAACA